This is a messenger RNA of Clupea harengus (Atlantic herring), 1887 nucleotides long. RefSeq names its product N-acylsphingosine amidohydrolase 1b (gene asah1b). Gene Ontology annotation, biological process: fatty acid metabolic process. NCBI's taxonomy places the organism in Eukaryota, Metazoa, Chordata, Actinopteri, Clupeiformes, Clupeidae. The record is from RefSeq and is a predicted model, not a curated record. Gene Ontology annotation, cellular component: lysosome. Gene Ontology annotation, molecular function: N-acylsphingosine amidohydrolase activity; fatty acid amide hydrolase activity.
GUACGUUCCAGGAUCAAAUCACGAGAACAGAAAGACUUCCGUGUUUCCCGCAGUUGGAAUGUAUUGAACAGAAGUUAGAUCAAGAUGUCCUACUGGUGGGCUUUUUGUACUUUCUUAACUUCAACACUGACGAUUGUAUCGACGCAGUAUGUUCCCCCGUACACAGAAGAAUGCAGAACUGGCAUGUAUCCACCUCAGGGCCCAACGUUCAAAGGUGCAGUUACCUGGUACACAGUUGACCUAGAUUUGCCUCCAAGCAAAAGAUGGUCUGCACUAAUGUCUGAGAAGAAAGAUGACAUUGCCAACAUGAUCAAGGUCAUAAAGGAUAUAGCUGAUGCCUUUGUUCCCAGUGGGAAGCUGAUUGAUUUCGUCGACAAGGUUUUGCCUCUCAUAGUUGAUACACUUCCAUAUCCAUAUGACGAGGAGCUUAAAGGAAUAGCAUCAGCUUCAGGAGUUCCUUUGGGUGAAAUUGCACUUUUCAAUCUGUUCUAUGAAGUGUUCACGGUUUGCACCUCAGUUGUUGCAGAAGACUCAAAUGGAAAUUUGAUCCAUGGUAGAAAUCUGGAUUUUGGACUCUUCAUGGGAUGGGACAUGAAGAACAAGUCCUGGCAGAUCACGGAGCAGCUGAAACCACUGGUGGUGAACAUUGACUUCAGGAGGAGCAACCACACUGUCUUCAAAUCCACAGGCUUCGCCGGCUACGCAGGCAUGCUGACUGGCAUGAAGCCGCACUCCUUUUCCCUCACCAUCAAUGAGCGCUUCAGCAUGGAUGGAGGCUAUAUUGGCAUCAUAGAGUGGCUUCUACAUCAUAGAGAUGCCAUGUGGAUGGGGUUCCUGACUCGCACAGUCCUGGAGAAUGCUACCAGCUAUGAGGAGGCCAGAUCCCUGCUGUCCCAGACGAAACUGUUGGCACCUGCGUACUACAUCCUGGGAGGAAACCAGACUGGACAGGGCUGUAUCAUCACCCGUGCCAGGACAGAGAGCCUGAAACCCUUGGAACUGAACUUAAAGCAGGGCAGGUGGUACCUGCUGCAGACCAACUACGACCACUGGAAGGCUCCGUUGUUCCUGGAUGACCGGAGGACACCUGGGAUGAAGUGCAUGAAUCAGACGCUACAGCCUAACAUCUCCUUCAAGACCCUCUAUGAUGUCCUCUCCACAAAGCCGGUCCUGAACAAGUUGACUACCUACACUACACUGAUGGAGGUGUCUAAGGGCAAGCUGGAGUCUUUUGUACGAGACUGCCCCAACCCAUGCAUGCCUUGGUGAGGCCGUUCGGGCAGCUCUUGUUGCAGUGCAAAGACCAAGAGAGGAAUUCAUCAGAAUACUGCAUCAUUUAAAUAAGGAAAAUGUCUAGUCAGCUGGUCAUCACACAAACCAUCAAGUGCCUUCAUUAACCACUCGAUUAAGUGCUCCAAAACUACAAUGCUAGUCAUUCCUACACGUCUUUUUUGCACUUUUUUUAAUAAUGUUUUUAUGUGCCAUCUAUCUCAGUCUUAUCUAUGCAACUAAGGCAGAAGUCAGUCUGCAUAGGCUCAUCAAACUGAGCGCUUAGAGUGAUUAAUGCUUUAUAAACUGUUUGGUUAAUUCUGUGUCAUUGUGAUAAAGCACAGCAAGUUUUAUAAAUUCAGUAUACCUCAGAGGUUUCCAAUUCCUUAAUUUUUCUGUGAGUAACUUGAAUGCCUGCAAGAUAAUGUUGCCACUGCAUACAAAUGGAACAGUUCAUGAUUGAUCUAAGUCACUAAUUACUGGUGUCAUUGAUUUAAACACCAGUAUCUUCUGUGCUUCCACAGCUAACCACUGUAAACAUACAGAAGUGAACUUCUUUUGCUGAGUGUCUCAGAGAUAAAAGUCCUAACAUUAAGAAAUAAACAGAAUUCAAAAUGA